This is a messenger RNA of Delphinapterus leucas (beluga whale), 3208 nucleotides long. It is a transcript of the gene CTPS1, whose product is annotated as CTP synthase 1. NCBI's taxonomy places the organism in Eukaryota, Metazoa, Chordata, Mammalia, Artiodactyla, Monodontidae. Gene Ontology annotation, cellular component: cytoplasm; cytoophidium. Gene Ontology annotation, molecular function: identical protein binding; CTP synthase activity. The record is from RefSeq and is a predicted model, not a curated record. Gene Ontology annotation, biological process: CTP biosynthetic process; pyrimidine nucleobase biosynthetic process.
GGUCGGGCUGGUGCACUGGCUGCCGGGGGCUCAGCGUGAGCGUCGCCCUCUCAGCUCUUAAGCCGACGGCAGGAUUUAAAGCCGGCCUCAGGUAGGCUAACUCCAGGGAUCCCGCGGGAGCUGUUCUUCCGUGCAGGAGUCGGAGGCAGGAGCAGAGCCCGGCGCGGGACAGCCCCACCGCCGGUGACAGACACAGCUCCCACCAAUCAGGGGUCAACAAGUAAAAUGAAGUACAUUCUAGUUACUGGUGGUGUCAUAUCAGGAAUUGGAAAAGGAAUCAUCGCCAGCAGUGUGGGCACAAUACUCAAGUCAUGUGGUUUACAUGUAACCUCCAUUAAAAUUGACCCGUAUAUUAACAUUGAUGCAGGAACGUUCUCUCCUUAUGAGCAUGGUGAGGUUUUUGUGCUGGAUGAUGGUGGGGAAGUAGACCUUGACCUGGGUAACUAUGAACGUUUCCUUGACAUCCGCCUCACCAAGGACAAUAAUCUGACUACUGGAAAGAUCUAUCAGUACGUCAUUAACAAGGAACGCAAAGGAGAUUACUUGGGGAAAACCGUCCAAGUCGUCCCACACAUCACAGAUGCAAUCCAGGAGUGGGUAAUGAGACAGGCGUUAAUACCCGUGGAUGAAGAUGGCCUGGAGCCUCAAGUGUGUGUUAUUGAGCUUGGUGGGACAGUAGGAGAUAUAGAAAGCAUGCCCUUUAUUGAGGCCUUCCGUCAAUUCCAGUUCAAGGUCAAAAGAGAGAACUUCUGUAACAUUCAUGUCAGUCUAGUUCCUCAGCCAAGUUCAACAGGGGAACAGAAGACUAAACCCACCCAGAACAGUGUUCGGGAACUCAGAGGGCUUGGGCUUUCCCCAGAUCUGGUUGUGUGCAGGUGCUCAAAUCCUCUCGACACGUCAGUGAAAGAGAAAAUAUCAAUGUUCUGCCAUGUUGAACCUGAACAAGUGAUCUGUGUCCACGAUGUCUCGUCCAUCUACCGAGUCCCCUUGUUGUUAGAAGAGCAGGGGGUUGUAGAUUAUUUUCUCCGGAGACUUGACCUUCCUAUUGAGAGGCAGCCACGGAAAAUGCUGAUGAAGUGGAAAGAGAUGGCUGACAGAUAUGAUCGCCUGCUGGAGACCUGCUCUAUUGCCCUCGUGGGCAAAUACACCAAGUUCUCAGACUCGUACGCCUCCGUCAUUAAAGCUCUGGAGCAUUCUGCACUGGCCAUAAACCACAAAUUGGAAAUCAAGUACAUAGAUUCCACGGACUUGGAGCCGAGCACCUUGCAGGAGGAGCCCGUGCGCUACCACGAGGCCUGGCAGAAGCUGUGCAGUGCUCAUGGGGUGCUGGUUCCAGGAGGAUUUGGUGUCCGAGGGACUGAAGGAAAAAUCCAAGCGAUCUCCUGGGCUCGGAAACAGAAGAAGCCUUUUUUGGGCGUGUGCUUAGGGAUGCAGUUGGCAGUGGUUGAAUUUUCAAGAAAUGUGCUGGGGUGGCAAGAUGCCAAUUCUACGGAGUUUGACCCUAACACCAAUCAUCCCGUGGUCAUAGACAUGCCAGAGCACAACCCUGGCCAGAUGGGCGGAACCAUGAGGCUGGGCAAGAGGAGAACCCUGUUCCAGACCACGAACUCUGUCAUGAGGAAACUCUACGGAGACGCAGAUUACCUGGAAGAGAGGCACCGCCACAGAUUUGAGGUGAAUCCAGUCUUGAAAAAGUGUUUGGAGGAGCAAGGCUUGAAGUUUGUUGGCCAAGAUGUUGAAGGAGAGAGAAUGGAAAUCGUGGAGUUGGAAGAUCAUCCCUUUUUCGUUGGAGUUCAGUAUCACCCUGAGUUCCUGUCCAGACCUAUCAAGCCUUCCCCACCGUACUUUGGCCUCCUCCUGGCCUCCGUGGGGAGGCUCCCACAUUACCUCCAGAAAGGCUGCAGGCUCUCGCCCAGGUGGGGUUACGCUCCCUUAGUCCCUCGAGUGGUCACUGAUGCCUUCCAGCGGGCCAUCAUCACACCAUCAGUGAUGAGCAAAACCACAGGAACGGGGAGCCUUGCUGGGGCACUUCUCAUGCUGACACGCAAGCUUCCUCUCCUUCUCUGGGGUUUUCUCAGGCUGCUUCUGUGCCACCCCUGGCCUUCCCCAGCCACCCGGCAUGGUGGCCAGGUCUCCCCCUCUGCAGCAUCUGGCGCCACGAUCACAUCCGGGACCCUGUGGUCAGUGGGGAACUGUGUUUCUUCAUCGGGGUGUCGGCCACAGCCUGGGGACACCUACAGUGACAGAAGUGGGAGCAGCUCCCCUGACUCUGAAAUCACUGAACUGAAGUUUCCAUCAAUAAAUCAUGACUGAUGGUAACGGAUGAUUCUUGAAGAGAGCCUUUGGACUUCAGGAGUUUACAGCUUUGAUUUUACAUUCAGCUUUUGACACUUCCUUUAAAUUAUGUUUUUAUUAAGAUGAUUUUAUUUUGAGGGAAGGUAUUUGUGACUUGCAUGUCCCGCCGUGUGUCCUGGCUCCCGCACGCUGUGCGGUCCGGUGUCCCGCACUCUCCUUUGCGGUCCUCCAGCCUCGGGCGAGAAGCAGGACAUCCGGGCGGAGCGGGUGAUGGCCGGGUGCCAGGGGAGCCCAUCGGUCACCGCGCUUCUCCAGCCACCUUGCGUCACUGUGGCUUCGAGCGUGUAGCUGUUCCUUCCCCCGAUGCCGAUGCCAUUAUAAAAGGUGGGCCGUGCGGCCUGUGUGGGCAGAGAGGGGUGAGUCCAGCUGGUGCUCACAACCCAGUGCCGGAGCCCGAGGGCACUGCUUGAGCAAGAGCCGUGAAACCAGAAACAGAGUCGGCUCUGCCCUGUGCUGGAGGACUCGUUGUCCAAAAGGACGGUCAGUUUGGCGUCACACAGAACGGCAAGAACUCUGUCUCUCUGAAGUCUGAGUUUAGAAUCCGCGUCCUCUUUAGAAGCCGCGCUUCUCUUCUCGGGAAUCACUCCUUGCAUCAAGGGGUCACUUAACAAAGAAUCUUUUGGGGAAACUGCCUCUAAACCCCUCUCAUAUGGGGUUUUGCUCGAGGGAACUUUACAGCUUUGCUCAAGGGGACUUUUGCCUUCCAGAAUGGUGUUACUACGGUUGAAAUGCAAUGUAUGAAAAGCUAUUUUCUUAAUGUGGUAUAACGACAGGCAGAGCUGCGUGCCCAUUAUAUCCUGGCUGGACUCGGUGUAUACUCUAACUUAAGAAAUAAAUAACGCAGAGCAAGAGA